This is a messenger RNA of Epinephelus moara (kelp grouper), 7718 nucleotides long. RefSeq names its product interleukin 11 receptor, alpha (gene il11ra). Gene Ontology annotation, biological process: cytokine-mediated signaling pathway. The record is from RefSeq and is a predicted model, not a curated record. The transcript has 12 exons. Gene Ontology annotation, cellular component: external side of plasma membrane; membrane. Gene Ontology annotation, molecular function: cytokine receptor activity; protein binding. Bases 127 to 1338 code for a protein of 403 amino acids. NCBI's taxonomy places the organism in Eukaryota, Metazoa, Chordata, Actinopteri, Perciformes, Serranidae.
CCUCCUCAGACUUGCUCCUGUGCUCCGCUAGUCCGUCCGGGGGAGCCGAAGAACAACUCGACAAAGUCCCAACUAUGGAAGGCGACAACAUAAUAAUGCCUGUUUGACUCGGGGAGAUUUACCAAGAUGCCAGGCCUUUUGUCCAGUCCUGUGUGUCUGACAGUCAUCUGGUUUUUAUCUUGGUCGCUGCGUCCCAGCCGGGCUCAGAUUCGGACUGAUGAAGUGUCAGGCGUGCAGUUUGGGCGCUUGGAGUCGAAUGUGACACUGGCAUGCGGGAAAUCACAAAUCAGGACACCUGUGGUGUGGCAUCUCAACCGCAGCUCGGCGUUACCAUGGCACAAACUAACAUCAGAUGGAACCUUAGUCCUGCUGCGCGCCAACCACUCAGCGCAGGGCAACUACAGCUGCUAUGACAACCGGGGGCUCCUCCUCCACUCCGUCAAACUCAGGCUGGGCCACCCCCCUGGGCUGCUGAGCAUUUCCUGUCAAGUGCCGAAUCACACGCAUGUUCGCUGCUCCUGGGUGGAAGCAGUGAAGACCUUCCUGCCAGCCACGUACAAUGCCUCCCUCAGGGGGACUGGACAGGAGUGGAGGCCGUGUGUCGUGGAUGUCGUCCGCAAGCACUGUGAUGUAGAUCACCCUGCCUUCUGGCAGACCAUCCAUACCCUGAGAGUCACAGAGACCAACGCCCUUGGGUCGGAGACAACAUCUGUCCGGUUUAAAUUACAUGAGCUUUUGAAACCGGACCCUCCAGAGUCACUGCUGGUCAAGGAGCUCGAAGGCUAUCCAAAGAGGCUGAUCGUCUCAUGGAACUUUCCCUCCUCCUGGCCGCUGCAUGAUGCUUUCCCUCUUAUUUUUCAGAUCAGAUACAGGCCACAGGGCUCUGUGUACUGGUCAGAGGUUUACUCUGAGGAGAGUCCAGUCGUAAUAUUCGACGCCCUGGCCGGUCACUUCCACCAGGUUCAGGUCCGAGCCCGUGACGAGGUGAACUCUGAGAGCCAGUGGAGUGAAUGGAGUCCCCUGCAUCUCGUCAGGCCCUGGGAAGUCUCCUCCACCCCUCUAUCUCCAGAGAAUCUCCCGCCAGAGGGAGACUAUCCAGAUUAUUUUUUCCCCUUCAACUCAAAACCCGAAACCUCCACGGAAAAGUCGAACAAUGCAGCACUUCCUGAGGAUGAAGGUAAUUUGGGUUUGGUGAUUCUGCUGGUUUUGUUCUCCGUGGUCAUCCUCACCACCGUCCUUUCCCUCAUCUUUGUCGUGUGGGUAAGGCAGAGGCGGCGCGAUCAUGUGACCAAACAGGAACUCACCUCUAUGGUCAAGAUGAAGUCCAUGCCAAUCUAAUGUUGAUUUCAAGCAUCCUCUCCACGUCAGCCCGUUCUAGGGCUUCUCCCAAGAGUCAGCCUCUGCCUUCACCACUGUAGCAAGCUGACCGUCCGUACUUCACUACAUUAACCAGAAUGCAUCAGCCGGGGUCAAACCAGGAUCCAGGACAGGGAUACAAGGAACUCUGUGGAGUGGGGUAAAGUUACCCAGCAUCAAAAAGCUGAAUGAAGGGUAUGUUUCGCAAGAUUUCCAUGGACUUAUUCAGUGGUCACAUCUAACUGUACUACCCAUAAUGCAUCAGCGGACUUCACUUACUGUCCGUGGGGACAGGGGGAAAACAGACCCUUCUCUGUUUCACGUUCACUUCAGCAACUUGACUGCAGCUCACUCCUCAGCGGACUGCAGGAGCGACACUGCAUCAGGAGAUUCGAGUUCACUUACAACCAAUGCUGCUUCAGGUGGACUGACUCCUCCCCCUUUUUGGAGAGGAGCGACAUUUUUUUUUUUGAACUUUUAAGCAUCAAGUAGGGACAGGAAGUGCAGCUGCCAAACAAGAGAACAUAGGCUUUUUUUGUUUGUGGGAAUGGGAAGUUUUUUUGGAGGGAAGAAUUUUCCUCUCUUCUCCCACCCAGAACUCCUCACGUUCUUUUAUUUUUUUGAGUUUCGUUGUGAGAAGUAACAGAUUAAUGUGCGUCCGUUAUUACAUCGACUGACCGACCGACUCAAUGCUGUGAAGGAAGCAUAACUGCCAGUCUCUGUGUGCGCAUCUGAUGCCAAAGCAGCAACCACGGGCAUUAAGGGUCUCAGCUGAGGGGCAGGGAGCAGCCUGUUACUGGCUCCUGACCCGAGGAAUGGACAUGGAGAAUAAGGUCCAGGGUGGGCGGGCUGGGUUGACUUUAUUUCAUUUACGACAAGUGAUUUUAUGUUGCAUGAUAUGCUUGUUAUGUCGUCUGAUGUCUUCAGCACCGGUGUUCUUUUGUUGCUUUUGUCAUACCUCUUUCUAUCCAUCCAUCUACUGUUACUGAAUGUGUGACUGAAAGACACACGAGGGGAGAAAGAGAGUUAAUUAAGAGAUACUGGCCUUUCACAAACCACCAGCAUUAUGACAUUACAUCAGUACUUAGCUAGAGAAUAUAAAAAAUAGAUAGUCAGCCGUCCUGUCUAGACUCCAAACAACCCCUAAUACCUUCUUUCUCAAUGUGUGUCAUUACAUUUCGUUUUUAAAGUUCAAACACAACCUUUUAAGAGCAAUUCAGGCUGAAAAAUGGUGUUUUGCUGCCGUAUGUGGUUGAAGGUUUCAGCCCCGUUUCUCCCAGAAUAACACCCAAUACUGAUGUUACAAGGUCCUGGUGUACACCUGUGCAUCUCUGCAGUGAGCUGAGAAGUUAAACCAAUGGAGGUCAGAGAGAACAAGCUUUUAAUGUGGUGUUAAGGGUUGACGUACUCUUUAAAAUCAAGAUGGUUAAGAGAAAAGUUAAAGAGAAAAAGAAAGUUGUAGGGUUUGCCUUGCGAUUUAAAUUUGGGGUAGAUAUCACAAUUUCUGUCACAAUACGACAUAUUCUUCGACGGAAAUGGUGAACCAGACGUGUCUUGGGAAAUUCAACGUAAAGGCAUGUCUAAAACAGUGGUUCCCGAAUUGUCCAGCCACAGUCCAGAUUUGUCCAUAGUGAUUAGUUUGAGGUCCACACGGUUAAAAAUAUUCAGCGUCAAACUUGCGUUUAACCAUGUCGUCAAGCUAGUUUGCUGUCUCUGUUAAGUAGCUGUGCAUUAGUCACUCACUCCACAGCAGGAAACAGCACUUAAAAAUAAAAGCUCUGUGCCGGAAAUUCACUGUACUUCAAAAUAAAGUGUGUUUUUUACAAUCUAGACACGUUUGCAAGUCACUUGUGGUCCAUUCUGAAUGGACCCACGACCCAUCAGUUGGGAACCACUUGUCCAAACAAUGACGAUUUGUAUCGAUGUUUUCAAUCAGCAUCUAUAAUACUGGAUCAUUGAUCAUUGAAUUGAUAUAUUGGACCAGAUCGAUGUAUCGUUACACCCCUAAUUUACAGUAUACAUGGUUUGUUUUGCGUUUAAAAUACAUGUGUAAUAUGACAGUGUCCAAUGUAGGGCUGACGCUAUCCGGUAUCUUUAUUAUCAAGUAAUCUUUCAAGCAUUAUUUUUAAGAUAUAUAAAAUGCGACAAUGCCAUAAAGUUGAGGAAAGCAGCUCAUCUUAACGACUGAGGAGCUGCAACUGGCAAAUAUUUGGCACUUAAAUGAUAUUAUCGUUGUCUAUCGACAAGUACACUAAACAACUUUAAGCACUAGGCCAUUGUUACACCAUUAAAGUUACUUUCACCCCUUUUUAACUUUAUAAGACCUAUAGUGUUUCAUGUGAAUUGUUGGUGUGGGGUUACUCACUCAGGUUCAUUCAUCUCUAGUGAUAUUACCUACAGAUAAGAGGAAUGCAGUAACAAGACAAUAAGAGGCAUAUUUUAACUAGACACACAAAAUAGUUGCCUAUACUGAUACAAUAAGAAAAAGGAGAAAAAAAAGAAGUUAUAGAUUUAAGGGUGAAAUCACAUAAUAAUAUGUAGGGCUGGGCAGUCUAUUGAUAUUCUAUGGAUGUUGUGAUGAGAGACUAGAUAUCACCUUAGAGUUCUGGUAUCAUAAUAUUGUUAGUGUUGUAUUUUCCUGGUUUUAAAGGCAGCGUUGCAGUAAAGUGAUGUCAUGUUCUGAACCUACCAGACUGUCCUUUACCCACUUAUUCAUUAUAUCCACAUUACAUGCAAUUAUCUAUUAAAAAAAUCUCAUUGUGUCAAUAUUUUGUGAAAGCACCAAUAGUCAACCCCUACGAUAUCGUUAUCGUAUUUGGUCAAAAAUAUUAUGAUAUUUGAUUUUCUCUGUCUCACCCAGCCCUAAUUACAAGCUGGUUCAUUAAUAUAAUGGGAUUAAAGCCAGCAAGCUAAAAGCUAGCUAAAAUUAUAUUAAGCACUUUGUUUUCCAGCAAAAUUAUUUGAGAAAGAAUCAUUUUACCUAAAAGUCCUUUUGGGAAACUGCUCUCAUGAACAAAUAACAGACAUGUUAAGUGUCUCCAAGACUGUGCUACUGUAGGUGUAGUUCAAAUAGGAAUGAAAAUAAAGUUUAUCAGUGCAACUCAUAGUCAAUGCGGGAUUUAUACUUCUGUGUCAAAUCAACGCUGUAGCCUGACGUGCACCUCCCCAGGAAUGUAACUACAAGUUGCAGCGACGCAGACCUCCUGUCUAUUUCUGUAAGCUGAAACCAUUUCCAUCGGUGUUUACGAAGCUUUUAUUUACUUUAAUUCCACAGAUAAGAAACAAUAAGUUGUGAAGACAAUAAAGCCUCCACAAAAAUAGCAUUUUAAGUCUUGUGUGUGAUUUAUCCUGGCUUCAUAUGAGCAGAGGAAAUCUCCACUAGUCCCUAGGCUAAUUUAUACAAUGUAAAAUGCCAUAGGCUUUUGCUAAUAACGUUAGCAUGUUGUAUUUGUUUGGAAAACGUGUUUAGUUUUAGAGAGUUGUUUUGUCGGUGAACCUUGUGUGCUGAAUUUUUAACAUUACCUUUGUUAAAUGUUGCUGUUUAUGGCUUCACAUGAGUAGAGGAAAAGUCCGCUAGCAGCUAGGCUAAUUUAUACAAUGUAAAAUGCCAUAGGCUUGUGCUAAAAACAUUAGCAUGUUGUAUUUGUGGGGAAAAUGUGUCCAGCAAAAGACAAGUGUUUGUCUGUGAAUACUGCGAGUUAUAGUAAAGCUGAUGUGUGUACUAGUGUUUGAAAUUGUCACUAUUAAGUCAUGUUUAAUGUGUUUUGAAUCAAUUAAACUUUACACCUCUGCUGCCAACUAGUGUUUUGGAGGUGUAACUGCAGAGUGAUACAGACACACCACCGCACAAGUAAAAAUGCUCACAUCGGCUACGGCGUAGGCUUUGCUUAGAGCUGACGCACAAGUAUAAAUCCCGCUUAACUUUGACAUGGGUUCUUUUCACAUGGUGAGUGGACUCUCACAGUCACUGCCGCUAUCACCGCCUACUCAGAUAGAGAUGAAAUGGUUUGUUGACAGUUGCGAUGGAAACAUUCAGUAGCAUUAUGUUCUUGUUUACCACAUGAAUAACAAAAAAUGUGCACCAGUAAGCUUGCAGUAGUAAAUUGUUGAUGUGUUGGUGUAGCUGAACAAAGUGAUUGUACUUGUCUUCUCCAUCUCCAUAACUGACAAAUCAGCAGACUCUUGUUUCACCAGUCGUGGCUUCAUCAACUGGUUAGUAAUCUCAUGGAAGCUGAGUUUAUGUAGCUGAAUCAGAGCGUGCUGGUUGGCGGGCGUGAACACGAGAUGAGCACCAACACUACUAACUGACAAGAGCGACUCUCGUUCGCUGUACUCGUGUCUCACGACCCACCAGCUCAUAGAAAGUGGGUGGUCAGUGCUCGCCGAAUGGAAAGCUCCAAAUACCUCUAGUACACUAUAUCUGGUUUAGUUUUGCUUUUGACUCCUACAAACCUUGUGUCCUGGCUGACUGUCUGCAACAGAUGGAAGUGAGACGCUCUGCUGCUUGAGCGAGGUGCUCGCAUUAAAAAAAAAAAAAAAAAAAACCUUCUUUCUUUCUCUUUCUGUUGGUCUGGUGGUUUUGUUCUGUCGAUCCAAAGCUGUGUAGUUAUCAAUUGAUUGAUUGACUGACUGUGUAGUUUGUAUCAGAAACACAAGGUGCAUCCAAGUCAAACUCUUUCCAGUUUGACGACUGUAUGUUCUCUCAAGCUAGCUCCACAUAUUAUGCAUGGAUCCAGUUGAAGCUUUUUUUAUGUAUAUUAUUGUAUAUCACACUUUAAAAAAAAUACAUUUCAUGUAUGUUAUUAUAAAUGAUUUUUAUGUAUGUAAAGAAAAAAAAAACUCAGGGAACGUUUCACAGACGUGGAUUAACUCAGUCUUGUUUUAAUUUGCAGUUUUACAGUUCAUUAUUCGACGUACGGUUAAAUCAGGAAACCCAGGAGACAAAACAUGCAUUUUAUUAAUUGAAAAAUAAUAAAAACAAAGAAGAAUGGCGAUAAAUAUUCCGUCUUUAAAGGCCGGAGUAGAGCAAAAUUGCGAUGCGAGAUUGCGAUGCGAGAAAAGGGACUGGAGGGAGAUUCCCGACAGGAAAAUAGUUUAGUGACUGAGGAUAAUCCAUGUCUGGAGAACCUUCCCAGCAUUGUGUAUUUGUGUCUUUCUCCCCAGUUAUAUGAAGCUGUGUUAACUGUAUGAUUACUGUAUGGACAAUGUGUUUACUGAACUUCAUCCAACUUGCUUUACUUUAAUGUUCAGUUUCAUUCAUUUCUCUGCAGUCAGAUUAAUGACUUUCCCCCCGGCUCUUCAGUGGCAGCGUUCACAUUUUCAAAUUAUUCAAGUUAUAUUGGACAGAGAGCUCUUUCUGUUGAAAUUGGGGUAAAAUUUAAAUAGCAGAUUAGCGUUAGCUGCAAAAUUAUUAAGUAUCUGAACGCUUAGAGCUUGGGAAAACAAAAACAUGUACUUGCAAUGACAUGUCUAUUAACAAAAUCUAAAAAGUUAAAAAAAAAUUCCCGUAAUUCAUUCUUUUAAACUGGAUUUGAAAACCGUUAACUGGCAACGCAUGGGCCAGUAAUGAAUGAAUGUAAGUAUGUUUAUUUUUAAGCAUAAUAUUACCUCCACAUGUUAAGGCACCAUCAUUUCCUUUAAUGGUUUUCUUUCUUUCAGUGCCUGGAUAUUGAAUUUAUUUUUCCAUGCUUUUCUAGGCCGUCAAUGUGUGGUUAACGACCCUGCUACCUGCUCACUCAUUGUAACCUAUGCUCUUUCAUACGGCAUACCUACACACAAAAAAAAAUUCAAAAUAUAGUAAAUAUUAAAGUGCUAAAACUGACAUGAGGAGAGCCAUUUCUUCAUAACUGCUCGGGUUCACGGGUAACAAAGUUAAUAUUUUUCCAAUUUGAAUCGCAACUGAUUGAUUUUUAACAAGAUUUUUUUACGAUGCAGACACUUUGCCGAGUCAAAUUUUAUAAACCAUCCAUCAGAUUGAAUCUUAUGUGGGCCAUGUGCAGUAUCACUGACUGUUUUUUCACCCUGUCCAUCCUGUAUUCGAGGUUAACGUGAUCCAUUUUCUUUCUGUAUGUGCGUAGCUAUGGAACGCCACCUUUUGGUUCCUCUCUAGUGGUGUUUUCUCUGUUUUGUGGACACACGUGUGGUAUUCUCAGUCUUUCUAUGUUCCUCUGCAGUAUGUGAUGGCAGAUGGAGCCUGUUGGUUUUAGUUCUUAAACCUCAAAUUACACUCAGGCAUCCAUUCUCAGAUGUACAUAGUCUUUUUUUUUUUUUUUUUUGCUUUAUGUGUACAACAGAUAUCACCAUAAGCUGUUUUUUUUCUUCCUGUCCUUGUAUGUCUGUGAAAUAAAUACUAUUUUAUCACA